UCUAAUUCCGGAAGUCCCGCCCACCAGCAUGACAAAGGGAAACAUGGCUGCUUCCGCCAACAACAAUUUAGACUUUUCGGCGUCCGUCGCCGGGAUUUUGAAUGAAAAACACAGUCCUGAACAUUUGCAGGCGCUGAAAUCUUUUACUGCUGCACUACGAGAGGAGGAAUACAGAGAUGCUGUGGAGGAGGAUGUGUUCUCCAGUCUUCUCGCACUCCUCAUCCAGCUGCAGACAGAGCUGCAGUCUGCAGACAGGGAUGCAGGAGCCCUGGAGUCUGCAACCCUGCAGCUGCAGCUGACUGCAGAAUGCUUCAGGGCCCAGAGGAACUCCUGUGUUCACAGUGCACGCAACCAGAAACUAUUCAGGGAUCUUGGUUUCAUUGAUGAGUCCUUUAAACUAUUAAGUUUUCUUCUCCGCAACCUAAAUUUGGGGAUAGACGCCAUAUUUGAGCCUCUUCGUUGUGGGAUCCAGUUUCUCGGUAACCUGGGAGUGGGAAACCCCUCGUGUCAGGAUGACAUUUGGCAGUUAAGCUUCCCUGGUGUUUUUUUGCAGCUGCUCAGCGUCGACGAUGAUAAAGUGAUGAACUACACAGCAAUGGUUUUCCACACAUGUCUGGAUGAGGCUAAAGUGGAAGAUCUGUCAAAGCCGCAGAACAUCAAGCUGGCGCUGAAGGUGAUGGAGCUCUGCAGAACCCAUCCCGAAGUGGACUGGACGGUGCUCAUAGCUACUCAGCAUUUCCUCAAAUCUGCAGCUCUAGUGGAAAGCAUGUACUCUCAGAUGGAUCACCAAGAAAGGGUUACUCUGUUAGAGCUACUGCAGGCUCAGCUGAAAGAAGAGGAGUUCGAGGGCUGCGGCAUCCCCCCCAGCGUGGCUCGCUUCCUGGCCAGCUCCUUUCAGACGGGGUGUGGAGCUGUGCUCUCGUUAGCGACCGGUUCUGGUUCUAACGAUGAGGUCCUGCAGGAGGCGCUGACGGUGAUCAGCCUGCUGGAUGUGCUGUGUGAGAUGACCUCAGACCACAAACAGUUCAUGUUUCUCCAGGACCAACCCGACUUUUUACUGACCACAGUUGAGCUGCUGCAGCAGGUGCACGCCAUAGGAAAAGCAAGUAAGAAUAUCUUCAGCGCCGCUCAGAACUUCUCCUCCUUCAGUGAAGGCAGCGACGCUUCUCCACACUCUCCUGUCAUCAGCUUUAAAGCUCACCUCAUCCGCCUCAUAGGAAACCUGUGUCACCGCAACACCAGCAACCAGAACAAGAUCUUGGACAGCUGCAACAUAGACAGCAACAAUCCUUUCAUCAGCCAGUGGGCCAUCUUCACCAUCCGGAACCUUCUGGAGAACAACGAGCAGAACCAGGAGCUGGUGGCCUCUCUGGAGCAACGCGGCCCAGUCGACUACUCUGCUCUCAGGGAGCUGGGCUUCCUGGUGGAGGAGCGAGAUGGAAGCUUGCUGCUGAAAACCGGUGUUGCAGCAGAAGCAUCACAGAGAAGGUGAGCAGACGCGGACGAACAAAAGACGACUGGAAAAGGAUGAUGGAUCUGUGAUACGUACAACCCCCAGUGAAACGAGUGACCUGAUGUGGGCUUUAUACAUGCCUAAUUUGAAAGGCUUCUGCAGAGGACAGCAUUGGAAGGCUAUGUGGGCUGCUGCCUCCUGAUGGCUCCAUCAGUUAAACGCCAGAGAUUUACUCCGGAUAGGCGAUUACCCCGGUGUCUCCAAAGCCAUCAAAGACUCAGGGGCUUCGAGGUGGAGAAACGCGAGAGGAGGCGAGCCGGCAGACGGCGGAGCACCAGUACCACAGAGGGAAGUGACCCGCCUGCUCCAGGUGACACACAGGAAGUACUCCAACUACUUUCUCUGAUUCAAAACACUUUUAUAUUCAUAUGGAUUUGGGAAGAAAAGCUCCCUUUUCUGUAAUAAAACCCCUCACAGUCCUAAACAUUUUAGUUUUUAGUCAGGUGUGUGCGUACAGUAUUGUCUGUGUUUUGAGUUCCUGCAGGUCAAAGUUCUACCCGGUAACAGGAGACGGCAGAUAAACUGUCCUUUGGGGUGAGGUAGUAGGUUGUAUAGUUUUAGGGUCAUUCCCAUGCUGUCAGAUGACUAUACAACUUACUGUCUUUCCUGAAGCGACUGUAAAAGCACCUUCAUCCUCCUCCUCUUCAGAGCGCUGGAAAAUAUUCUUUUUCUUUUCUCUAUUCAUGUUGGGCUCAUUUUUCAUAUUUGAAUUUGAAGUUUCUUAGAAUACAUAGUUGUUGUUAAAUUGUCUGAUUAAUGUUUUAUGCUACGUACACACCGGUCAUGUGAUGCGCGUUCAAGAACUCGCUAAACAGGGAUUCUUGAACACGUGUUUAGCAUAGCUGUUGCUACCUGAUACUAGCACAUGUACUCACAGUUGGAAGAGGCUUAGGCUCUGUCCAGAUUUCUACACUACUUGGUGCACUAUAUCGUGCGUUCACCAUUUUCCCAAUCUACAAUUCCAAAAUUGAGUUUCCUAGAAAUUUCCCAGAAGUCUUUCUGAAAAAUCAUUGUGCAUUGAUGCUCACUACAUUAGCAAAUAUAGACCACAAUGCAUUGCGGUCAAACAAUUUUUGCAAAAAAAGACAACGUAUUUACAUGUAAAUAUUUAAUAAACCAUCACAUUUCCAGAAGUCAGUGGAGUCACAAAAAGACCAAAUAAUUUCAAAACCAUGUGCUCUAGAAAUUUUCCAGAAUUCUCUGCAAAAAAAUAUAUACUAACCACAAUGCAUUGCGUUUGAGCAAUAUUUACACCAAAAAAGCAUUUUUUAAUAAGCCAUUAACGUUUUCAUCAUCAACACAGUGGAUUCAUAAGUAGUUGUCGUAACAUGAUUGUAUUGAUAAAGUCUACACUUUGUGAAAUUGGUGACUCCAUAUUUGCCGUUUGAAGAAAAAAAAGUCUCUGAAUUGCUUUUAGAAUCCAGGGUAUUAGAUAAUCCUGCACUAUAUAGUUUUUUAAUAGUCAGAGCGUUAGCAGGGAAUUUGGACACAGUCUUAGUGUGAAAUGUUAAAGUAAAUCACACAAAUGUUUCUUUCACGGCUCUAUUCUGAUUUAUGAAAGACAUGUCAUUUAAUUCUGUCUGAGGAAAAACCACAAUUAUUCAGUCAUCCGAAAUUAUCAAUUUUUAAACAAAAGAACACUAUCUAUACAUUCCUACCAAAUCUGAGUCCCUGAUUGGUCAAGGUUUAACUUUUGAGGUACGUUCAAUGUUUCAUACGUAGAUCACGAAAGCGAACCUAAAAGCUUUUGAAGUGACGCGUGAAUGUGAAAGUUUUGAAUGUGGAAGCCCAAAAUCCACAUUUACAUCGACUUUUCAUUGGAAGUAGUCACUGGAACUCACAUUUCCCAUCCUGGUGUGAACGUAACAUCAGUUAUUGUAUGCUCAGCUACUUGAAGCAUUGAUGUGGUUGAUGGGGAAGAUUUCAAAUUAAUUGAUCUUUUUCAUGAUGGCAGAAUAUAAUAUUCUAGUAUUUCCUGUUCUAGCAAAGUGUUUUCCUAUCAGAAUAAGACGUCACUCUGCCCGGCGACUCAUGGUGCUCGUACAGGGUGAGGUAGUAGGUUGUGUGGUUUCAGGGUUGUGAUUUUACCCCAUAAGGAGCUAACUAUACAACCUACUGCCUUCCCUGGAGGGCAGCAAUACAUCACAAUUAAGUCACUUUUUAAAAGUGAAAGAUUUCAGCUGUGAUUGAUUCUCAUGAUCAUUAUGUGUACUUUGCUCUUUGAAGAUAUGACAAUGCACAUUUCUGUUUUGAUGUUUUCCUCAAUAAAGAUUUGACUUCUUUUUUGGCAAAGAAA
Molecule: messenger RNA, 3809 nt
Organism: Oryzias melastigma (Indian medaka)
Lineage: Eukaryota; Metazoa; Chordata; Actinopteri; Beloniformes; Adrianichthyidae
Gene: atxn10
Product: ataxin 10
Biological process (GO): neuron projection development
Cellular component (GO): cytosol
Source: RefSeq, a predicted model, not a curated record